AUGGGAGAUCAUGGCAGCUCUCCAACAUGCCUAUCAGCAGAGCCUCAUGGUCCAGCUGAAGGGAGCCACGGAACCAUUCGAGACCACGCUGCUCACUAUUUUGGUUGCAUCGAGAUCGCUGAUCGAGUCAACUAUCUGAGCCGAGAGAAAAACUCGGAUCUCUGGGAUCACGAGAUUCAAAUCGAGGCUGAGAGGCUGCAGCAACGAAAGCCUACCAUCAGUGAGGACGAACGGCUAAAGACUGCGAAAGAAAAGGUUGAAGCUAGAAUCAAGAGUCUCGCUGUGAGCAUUGAAGCGCAAUACAAGCGAACGGACAUCCUUCGGAAAGCACUCUCGGAGGUGAGAUGUCCCCAAUGCAAAGAUGAACCUCCAAACAAGGACGUAGAGGACCCGGCGAAUCAACACCCUCAGUGCGACCUGGUUCAUCUUGUAUCUCACAGUCACGAGGAAUGGAAGAAUUCCGACAGUUACAAGAAGGGUAUCGAGAUCAUCCAAGACUGGAAACGAUACAAAGCAUCAUCGGCACAGAGUAGCGAUGUUGAGGACGAGCAUGUCACAAAUAGUCCGAGUUUAUUAAGCAAUGGCCAGCUCAGAUUGGCACCUGAGAGGGAAGAGGCUCGCAAGAUCAUCCGGGACGGUCAUACCGAUGUCGAUUAUGCCUUUGAAGAAGAUGAAGACACACCCUCGUACGAGCUGGAACGAGAUAUGAACGGGUACCUCAUCCAGUGGAAGAUUUUAAAACCUGGAGAGUCACUCAAAAAGCUCGACUCGCACACGCCAAUCAACAUCUCCCCAACGUCGGUCAAUUUCACCCCUCCCUUACAGCUCCCAUCUCUUCCUCCUUCUCCUCGGCGAGCUCCUCGGCCUCGGGCAGCUAGAGCGCCGAGUGAAACUACAGUUCAAUUCGAAGCUACAGACCACAAGCCAAAGGAACGUCCGACCGGGCCCAGUCGCUUGCGCUCUGGGACACUGCAAUCCGCCUCCUAUCUCGAGCCUUACACAGAACAGGAGAGAUAUCUGGAGCCGUUUACCGAGAACCUCACCGAUUACCGUUUCAAAGGGAAGUUUCCUGAUCAGAGACUGACGUUGCAAAACCUUCUCGACUCAGCACCGGAAAGGCCAGAGCCUCAGGACGUAAUCCUAUCUCGAGAUCGACCAAACAAGGAUGGAAGAGUGCGGUACUUCCAUAUACCGCAUAACAACAUGCAGUGGCUUGAGGAAGCCAUCGCACGUUACUUCAACGAGGAGUGUCCACUGUCCGACGGAAUUUACCGAAACCCGUUGAAAACGCACAGCCGUAUGAUCUUACGUCCUGAAUAUUGGAGAGGUCAACAGCAUGGUGGCAGGCGCACGUUGGUACAUGCUAGACAUAUGCGUGCUAUAUGCGAGCGUAUCUCGUCGAGGAUCUGGGAGGUGGAAGACAACCCUGAUAAUCUUGUGCUAUUUAUGCCCUACUUACACUGGGAGGAAGAUCGUAAGCGUGACAAGAUGGCUAAAAUAAUUGACAAGGAGUCAGAGAGAAAUCGAGAAGAACAUGAGAGGCAGCGCAAUAAAGCCCGGGAACAGAGAGUAAGGGAACGUACUUACAAGCCAACCACUGCCAACGACAAGCAAGUACGCAACUUGCUCGAGCCCGAUCUUUGCCGUAUCAGGCACCACGAUAAGGUUUCUCCAAUACAUAAGAGAAGCAUCCUCAAAGCUUGGGAGAAGAAUGCACGCGGAAAACCUAACGGCAAGCACGAGAUGGUCGACGUUGCUAGUGGAUUAGCAACGGGCGGCCUUGUUGAACAUGAAUACGGCAGUGAUGGCCACAACCUAUGGUCUGUUCCCAAGCUGAAGUGCUCCGACCAUGGGAGGUUGCAGAUUGAGAACAAGCUAGGUCAGUUUCUUUUGGACUCCGCUAGACUGUAUGAGGCAAUGUCCAUGUAUAGAGAUCAGUGCCUGGUUGAGAAGUACCUUCACCACGAUCCACCUCUACAUCCCCGGCGCACCCUCGACCAGUCUUACUACUGGACUCUGAAGACAACAAAAGCGAGAGACAGAGACCAGGUUGUUUAUCGCGGUACAACCAUGGAUGAGAGGAACAUCCAUAGAUUUCGAGAACGCCGUGAAGAUUCUGCACAGUCUUGUAAAGACAAGAAACCGUUUAGGCGCUUCGCUGCUCCCUCAAACACUGAGAAGAACCCCGACUUUGAUGUUACGGACUCAUCUGAAAGCAACUUUGGGCGUUACAAAUGGGAUGGUCACUGGACGAAGACCGACGAGGACGGUUGCGAUCACUGUAAGGACGAGAUACGCAAGGUGUCCAGGAUUGUCAUGGUCGACCAGCUGUGGAUGUGGAUCUUGGACAAGCGGACGAUCAUCACCAGUUUCCCGAAAAGAUAUGGCGCAAACAAGUCAGAUCCCUCGGGGGUACACAAGUCGAUACGCACCCGUAUCAAGCACGCUCGCAAGAACCAGAUUCGAUCUGUCUUUGAUGUGGCACUCAUCAUUCUCGAUGAGUGCUCGAACACGUUCUUCGACAGAACAAAAACACCAGAUCGACACCCGCAGGUCAUGGACAUAUUCGCAGAGUCCAUCGGCACUCUGCAAAACAAACAAACAGUCUCUUUCCAGCAUUUAUGGCACUGGACUGAGCAAGCCUCCAAGGUUUACCACUCCAAGUCAGCCUUUGAGGACACAUCCCAUCUCCACGUUCCGCUUCUCAACAUCAACCCUGAGGGCAAGCUGCAGCGAGAAAUAAAAGACAUUAUCGAUGAACUAGACAUCAUGAUACAUGUCAAUGGGAAACAAAGGGAAGUCAUCAAGCGGUUCGUGAAGCACGUUGAAAAUAUCUACGACCCGAGUGGUAAAUGGCGGGACGAGACACUCAGCCCGGAUGGCAAUCGGGACUACUUUCGUUCCCGGUCAAUGUCGCGAAGCGGCGAAGACAUCAGGUCUACGGAAGAGGCUAGGAAACAAGAGGAACGCGAGAAGGAUGAGUUUACUUGGUUCCGCAAACAAGCAUACGAUCUCAUAUCAGAUGUGGACGACCGAAUGAACGAGCUCGAAAGCCUGCGCAAAAGCGCUGAGACUACAUCGCAAGGCAUCAAAGACCUUCUUGACCUGAAACAGCAGCAGGCUAGCAUUCUACAGGCAUGGCAGUCAGUCAGGCAAGCAGACGAAAGCGUUCGCCAAGGAAGAUCCGUCAUGAUCUUUACGAUUGUUACCAUCAUAUUUCUACCGCUAUCGUUCAUGUCGAGUGUGUUCGGCAUGAACAAUAGAGACAUUGGCGACACCAACAUGUCUUUUGGAGACCAGGCGAGUUGGAUGUUCCCAAUAUCCGCAAGUGUAAUUUUUAUCUCCAUUGUGUUCGCCUUUUGGACUUACCCGCGCACAAUUUUCUGGUCUGCAUACAAGCUGUCAGAAACAUGGAUUCUUGUCACUUUCGGCUUCUAUGCACUCUAUCUCAAGAUUGGAGAGUGGAAGAAAGACUGGACAACGAGCGAUAAGAUGCUGAAAAGACUUGAAAAGAAGGUGGAGGGCAUGAGGAGCCAAGUCAAAGAUCAACGUCGCGCCAAGCGCGAGAGGGCAGAUGCCGAAGUAUUGAAAAAGGCGGAGGAGACGGACGGCGGCCCAACAAAGUCUGAGUAUUGCUUGCCGGAAAAGGCAGGGCAAUAUGCCUCCCCGACGCCCUCAAUCCCUGAAUCACGGUCACCUCGACGUAUCACGGCAUUCAUCACCAUAUACACACCGAGAUACUGGGACAUAUGGUUUUGGCAGAAGGACCGUUGGUGCGUUAAGCUCGCCAGAGGAGACAGUAGAGAUGGAGCCGGUGAUGGAAGCGGCAAUUGCGGUGGUGGUUAUUCCAUCAAUGGUAUGAGAACAUUUUUGGCAUUAAGAAAGCUUUCAAAGGCAUCCGCGCCUCGAGGUCGAAACAAUUUCUCUGAUAGGGUCGCUUCGAGCUACCUGAGGGGCAGAUGUAUUGGCCAACGCCGCAAGCUGCAUAAGAACACAGGCUCAGUACUGCAGCCUGAUUGUUCAACCUCCUCAAUAUUUGCCAAAAACCCUCAACGGGGCGACUUAAUCAUGGAGGCUGCUGGCCUAGCUUCAAGUAUCCUGACUUUCAUCGACAUUUGUUACAAGGUAGCCAAAAGAACUUACGAAAUUUACGAAUCCGCGACGGGUGCCACAGCCGAAAACAUACACGUAGGCAAUGUCAUCAUCGACCUCGAAAAAGCUGCAGCCGAGUUGAGUCCAGUCUCCAGAGGACAUGAUGCGGAGUUGGCAAAGUUGUCAGAGCAGUGCCGAACCUUGUCAGACGAUCUCUUGAAGCUUCUUGCAGGGCUAGAGAGGCGCGAGAAAAGGUUGUUCCAGAGUUUCAAGGCCGCGAUUGCCGGUGCGCGCAAACAGAAAGAGGUCGCUUCGAUUGAGAAAAGACUGGAUCAGUACCGUCAACAGAUUAUUCUUCACUUGACACUCAAUAUUUACCGAGACCAAUCGCCCAUCAAGGCUCAACUCGAGCGAAUACGAGACGAUAGCAGUCGACUUGAAAACGAGCACGCUGCAAAGUUGGAUGCACUACACAAUCAACUCUCCGAAGUACUAGAGCGGAUGAGAACUGCUAGCUCGAGACCGUUUUGGGAUCAGCAAGUUUCAAACGACCGUGACUUCAUAAAGACACUCUCGCCUCCUGUCAACGAACUUGACCAAGACGAAUUUUUCGGAAAAGCCUCCCACAAGACACAUACAGCCAACGAACCAUCUACACACAACAUUCAGUACCAUGCGAUUGUGGGCAAUGAUCUCAGAGAUCUCGCAAGACUUCUCCAUGACUUCAAAUCGUGUGCCAGCACUCUCGAGGCAGAAAAUAAGACACUUGACAGUUUGUACUUCGACGCGAUAUUUCAAAGAGAGAACAGCGUCUCCGAUGCUGUAUCAAACACUUUUGCUUGGAUAGUCGAUGGUUUCCCGCCAUCCACCACUUCAGAAUCAAUCGACAAAAACGGCUCAAAUUCUCCGAGAGAGUCUCGACGAUCUUCCUUUUCUUCCUCGCCCAAAUCAGAAGAAGAAGAGCUAGUAGAUCACCAUCGCAUAGCUUUGGAGAAGCAGCUACUUGAAGAGACUCAAAAUCGGGAGGCUAUGUCUCAGAGCCUUCAUUCCUUCUUGGCAGAUGAAGGAGAGGUUUUCUUCGUCUGCGGGAAAGCGGGCAGUGGAAAGUCAACGCUCAUGAAAUUCCUUAGCCAUCACUCCAGCGUAAGAGAAACGCUGGUGGAUUGCGCCAGCAAACGAAAGCUUGUGAUCGUCAACACAUUCUUCUGGAGCUCUGGCGAUCCUCUUCAGAAGUCUCUUGAGGGAUUCUACCGCGCUGUUCUCUUUCAUACUUUAAGGCAGUGCCCUGAACUACUUGAAACGGUCAUUCCAACUCUUACUGGGAUAUGCUUCUCCCCUCUUUCAGCAGCCAUAUCACUCUCAGAGUUAGAGGCGGCCUUCAGUCGUUUGCAGUCAUUAGAGAACGCCGCUAGCUAUCUCUUCUGUUACUUCAUUGAUGGGCUAGACGAAUAUGAGGGAGAUCCUCUUGAUCAAAAACAUCUUGCAGAGAUGCUAAGAAAAUGGUCACGGAAAGAUAAUGUCAAGAUAAUAUGCUCAGCCCGGCCAUCGACCGUUACCCUCGACAUCUUUGGCGCCAGCAAGACAUUCUUUGAGCUUCAUAAGUUGACCAAAGCCGACAUACACGCCUUUGCCGAGGAUCAAAUUGAAAAGUAUCUGAGCGAGCCUACUUUCAAAAAAGUUCAAGCGGUAUGUCUGGGUAUGAUUCACAAAAUUGUGGAACGCGCCGACGGUGUGUUUCUCUGGGCAAGCCUCGUCGUCAGGGCUUUGUUGAAUGCGGCUCUAGAACACGAAGACGAGUUUUCUAUCCAAAAGAGGCUGGAAGAGUGUCCCAAAAGUCUCAAUCAACUUUUUCAUCAGAUGCUUGACAGCAUUGAUCCAUCUCCAUCUGUGAGAUUGCGGUCGACGAUUCUCUUGCAGCUGUUGGCAAGCGAGCCCAGAAUCCGUCUCAACGCCCUCGCGCUCUCGUGGCUGGACGAAUCUCGUACUUUGCGAUCGCUAAUGGGUCUACCCAGGCGCUCAAAUCAUGACAAGUACACCGAGACUCGGAUUGAAACAGAGCACAGGAAGGCACGAAGCCAGUUGCACACCUUGACAAGGGGCUUGGUUGAGAUGGAGGCAAGUGAACAAUUGGCAUACCUCACAAGUACCAAACACGGCUGUGGGUCCUACUACCAAACCUACUUUUGCUUUUUCCAUCGGACCGUCAGAGACUUUCUUGCGGAAGAAUGGUUGCCAAGCCUAGUCCAACGGCCGCUCAUAACAGCCGAGCAAGAGGCAGCAGUAAAGGCUGAGCUUCUGAUAGCAGAGAUUAGACAUUGUCCUGAACCGCAUCUCCAUUUGUCGGAACAUGCUUACCCUGGUUGUUACUUCAAGAUGUUAGACUUUUUUGACUCUUUUCGAUUCUCUCCAAUUCAGCGUCUAGACUUUUUUACUGUACUGGUUCAGGAAUUGGCUGUUGUUGUCUGCGGUAAUCAACAACACUCCCCACCUUUCUUAUCACAAAAUAUUCUGAUUCCCAAGUCUAAGCAACAAGAGAAAAUGGGUCCAACAGUAUGGGAACCCUUUUCGUUUCUGCACUUCGCUGCGACUUAUGGCAUGGCUCAGUACGUCAAGACAACUGUGGCGAGUAUGGACAAUCCGACAAUUGUUGAUACAUCUAAUGUCAACCUUCUGAUCACGGCCGCGUACUCGUUUGUUCCAGCCUUGGUAGAUUUCUUGCUUCAAGAGGGCUGGCAUCCGAAUGAGCUUGUCACGGCUUGUGGUCUAAAAUCGUCUCUGAAGGGCGAAAGAUGCUUUGUAUCUGUUUGGGAGGCCUUCUUGUACCGUGUCGCAAGUUUUCUGAGCGCAUUUUGCGCUGACGAGUCUCGAACUCCUGUUUGGAAAGUCAGGGACAGAGAGAGUGUGGAGCUCUUGAACGAUAUGUUUUCAAUGGUCGAAAGCUUUCUUCAGUCUGGGGCUGUUGGUAUCCCUAUUAUAGGGUAG
Molecule: messenger RNA, 7074 nt
Organism: Colletotrichum lupini
Lineage: Eukaryota; Fungi; Ascomycota; Sordariomycetes; Glomerellales; Glomerellaceae
Exons: 14
Coding region: 1-7074 (2357 amino acids)
Biological process (GO): metal ion transport; transmembrane transport
Cellular component (GO): membrane
Molecular function (GO): metal ion transmembrane transporter activity
Source: RefSeq, a predicted model, not a curated record